CCCCACUCUCCCAAAUGCAGUGAUUCCAUAGUUAUAGCCUCAUCCUUCUCAAACUAACAUUUUGCCUUUGCCUUUUCAGAGGCACUGAACCACUUAAUACUAUGGCUGGUCCCAAAUUCCUAACCCUUCUUCAUGCCUCCUCAAGAUCUUCCUUGGUCAAGCCCUCUAGGCCAUUUUUUUACAACCCUAUCAAGAAUUACGGGCAAGAAAACAAGGGGAAAAAUGGGCGUUUGAUGGAAGAGAGGGCACCUUCCACUGCUGAAGAAUUCCUGAGAGUUGCAGAGGAGAAGGCCAAGGAAAGCCAACAAGGGGUGGCAAGUCAGACUGUGGAAAAGGCUGUUGAUGGAGCUGAAGAGGCUAUUUUGGGUGACUCAAAGGUUGAAUCAGCUAAGAACAGGAACAAAGAGCAUGAACCUGGCUCUGAUUACCACAAAAAGGUUGAUUAGGAACCUUCUGAGUGUAUGCAGCCAGAAUAAGGGACAUGUCUUGUGUUUUGUUUUGCAGCAGAAAGAGACCAAACAAUUGAGAAACUUUGAAUUGAGUCUAUAUUUAGUUAAAAUCAUGUCAGCUAUUGUAUCUUAAAAAGUAUCGUAAUUUAAUGGGAUGGGAACUCAUGAGUCAUGAAUAUGCAUUUAAUUGAAAUUCUGGAUUUGGAAGGCUAGACUCCAUUGUUUGGUUGAUUGAUAGAGGUCAUCUUUGUAUUUCUGUCAGGCACACACUAAAUGUUGUUUUAGUAAAUACAUGUCUCUUUGUGUUAUUGGAGUGAAGAUUUAAGUA
This is a messenger RNA of Lotus japonicus, 777 nucleotides long. RefSeq lists its product as uncharacterized. The coding region runs from base 102 to 446 and encodes 114 amino acids. The record is from RefSeq and is a predicted model, not a curated record. The transcript has 2 exons. Lineage: Eukaryota; Viridiplantae; Streptophyta; Magnoliopsida; Fabales; Fabaceae.